AUGCCGGUUAACGAUACAAAAUGGGUCAAAUUUGGCAAUAUAAGUAACAUUAUAUUUUUGGGAAAAGAUGUUAUUGCACUAUCAUCUGGUUAUCAUAUAUUGUUCAUAAAUUUGAAUACUAAAUAUGAAAAAAUUGAAAAAUUUGAUAACAAAGAACGGGGUGAUGGCAUUUCUUGUUUAUCUGGACAUCCGAUGGUACCAAUGUUUGCAACUGCUGAAAGAUGUUCGAAUCCGAAGAUAACAAUAUUUACAUACCCGUCGAUUGAAAAAAUAUCAACGUGUUUAUACAAAAAACACGGACAGAGGAACCAUUGUCUUUCGAUUAUUUUCGCGGGUACUGACUAUUUAAUAUCUUUGAAUUCGUAUUCGUGUUUUCAAUUGAUCGUCUGGCUGUGGAGAACUGGAGAAAAUUUGAAAAUUAUUGACACGGAUAUUAAUGAUGUCCAUCAACAAAUUACAUGCUCAACGACCUUACCACUAUUAUUUUCACAAAUGGGUGACACGGGAAUACUAAAAAUAUACGAGAUGAAUGUCUGUUCAAAGAUGAUAUUGCUGACAUCGUCAACAAUCGAUUCGACUUUGAAUCCUUCUGAAAAAAUAGCAUCGUCCUCAUGGACUUUCGAAGGUAAUUUAUUAAUAUCCGAUUAUUUGGGCAGUAUAUAUUUUGUCCAAAGUGACGGCAAGCGUCGGUACCAAGUUGUUGAAUCAAAAUUAACCAAAAGACCUACAUGGAAGCCUUUGAUUGCCGAUUUCCGCUGUGGAGUAGCAGUCGUCAAUUCCCAGUCUAAGAUCAGUUUUUAUAGAAAACCAGCAGAGCGCGCCAAGCAAUCGAAUCUAUGGAACUUAAUUUGGGAUUUGGAAACGCAAUCGCACCCUUUAUAUAUGAUACGCAAUCCACAGCGUGAUAGUCUUUUAUUUCACACCGAAACCGGGGACAUUUUUGAAAUAAGUGUCGGAGAUGAUGAUGUACCGCGAAUGCAAAUGGUCUGCCAUCAAGGCUCCGGGUAUUUAUUUUUAAUGGCCAUCAAUUCUAAUGGACGAAAUUGCGCUGCUCUUGACGGUUUUAAUCGUCUCGUUAUUAUUGAAAGUGAAACUGGAAAUUUAACCGCGACAAUGAAUCUAGACUCGCAUGGAAAAGUUCUCGAUGCGAUUGCGCACCCGUUCUUACCAUUAAUUAUUACAACAACUUUAAGAGGUUUGUGCAACAUUAUAAGCGUUAUCGAUCUACAGAAACCGGCCAUCGUAAAAACGUUAUAUUUAAUGAGAGCGCCGUUAGAUAAAAUUAAAUUUUCAUGGGAUGCUAGAGUACUUGGUGUCGCUAAUAAAAAUAAUGGGCAAUUAUUUUUUAUUAAUAAUUUUGAUACACUUGAGAUACAAGUUUGGUCAUCACUGAAAAUUAAAUAUGAGAUCGUAGACUUCCUAAUUUAUAAAUAUGACAAUAAAAAUUUAAAAUUAAUGAUAUUAAUUAAAGAACACAGAGAAAUAAACAUCGGAAAAAAUUUGGUCAUUUAUAAUGUUACAAAAAAUAAUUCAAAUUUUGAAACAGUUGAGAAAAUUGCCGAAAUAAUUGAACUUCCGUUUCUAUUGAAAAAUAUACAUCACGGUCCGCGUAUCAAUGACAUUAUAACGAGCCCUUAUUUAAGCAAACAAGUGGUUAAUAUUAAAAUCGAGGAUAAUUUAAAAUCAAUGAGACUGACGGACUGUGUCAACUCGUCACAUCAAUUGAGAGACGUUAAUAUUAACGCGGAUUCAUCAAUUUUCUUGACAUAUGGAUGCGAUGGGAUUUUAGUAAUGCGUAACAAAGUGGAUAUUCAUCAAUUAAUGGGCAUGGUUUUGACGCACCAUCGGCAUGAGGGAGGUAUUAUAUAUGCGGCUGUAUGUUUGUCCAGUAAUAUUAUUAUUUGUUUGGGAAAAAAUGGGAACAUUGUUGCUGUCAAAAUUAGUCAAAUGACAGCAGUAACUCAAUUAGAUGUAAGUGAGCGUGAUAUUAAUUUCCCGAAUUCAGUGAAAAUCAUUUCCGAAAGUACGAAAUCUGAAGUAAGUGACGAAAUAAAUUUACCAUGGCUCGAAUGUCGGGAAAUAGAGAAACUAAACAAUGAGAAGGAAGCUUGUGUAUCAAAGCGCACGGAACUGUUAUCCGAUAUAAAUAACAUAAAAUUGAACCUCAAGAAACUGCUGGAUGAAAAUGAAAAAGUAAGUGAGGAUAAAAAAUUGGGCAUUGAAAUUUUCGAUUUUAAUACCGAAGCGCGUUAUGAAAAAAUCCGGCUGAAUAAAUUAGAGCAAGAGGAGCUAGAGAAGAUUAUUGAAGAAAAAGUGUCGUCGCAGCUUAAAGUGAGUGAGUGGCUCUGUAAAAUGUGCUGGGAUUCAAUGCUCGUUCCAGCCUGCUCCUUGAUUUCUUUAGAUGGAAAAAUUCAAGUUGAUAAUUUCGCGAUACCCGCAGUUUCUUAUCAUGAAAUUAAACGUCGAAAUUGGAAUAAAUUUUUUAUUGAUAUUACAACUUCUAUGACGAGAAUCGAUGAUAUGGAGUCACAUAAAUUAGUAAAUAUCAAGUAUAAUAAAGAAAAUAAUAAUAAUAAUAAUAAUAAUGAAUUAUUUUCAAUGACUGGAACGACAUCGCAUCGUUGGAUAAAUUUGUCUAAUGACUCAGAAAAUAAUUAUAAUCAAAUUUAUCGCAAUGGAAGUUAUGAAGAAGGAAAGCGAAUAAAUAUUUUAAUUAAAAUACGUGAAGAAAAAUUGAAGCUGCACUUCAACGAGUUGUUCGACAAAAUGGUCGAUCUAAAGUCGCGAGAAAUGAAAACGGCUAUAGAGCGGAUCUCGAGAAUGGAUCACUGUUGGUCUGAAUUAAAAAAAAUGUUUAAUGUCGAGCACUCAAAUGAUUACACGUGGUUACACCUCGAAUUACUUGAUUGCGAGAAACCUUACACAGUCAUCAAGGUUGAGGACAAGGAAGUUCAUGAGUUAAUAACUUAUUAUUCAGCGGACGUAUCUCAUGAAAGCUCAGAUGAUUUACUGCCGUCUGAUGAUCCUCAAGUGUCUUUAUUUCGGGAAGCAGCUUUGCUAAAUAUGAUGGACGGCGUUCUCGAAAUUAGGUGGGAAGAUGAAAUAAAAAAAGAUAUAAAAAAACCUGAAUGUUUAUUAUCAAAAAAUCCUUCCGAAUAUUCAGAACAAGAUUUGGUGAUUUUGAAAAAAUAUGAAACGGAUGUAGAAAAUUUGAACAAAGAGAGACUGAAGUACAAAAAAAUUUUACAAGACGAAAUCACUCAGUUGCAAGAUCUACUGAGAAAAAACGUCGAUGCCUUUGACCGAAAUCUAGAAAAUUUUUUUCUGCAGCGCAUAAAAAUCGAAUCCGCGGUUCUGCAGGAAAAUCUAAUGAAAGAGCGCGAGUUGCUGCGUCACCAAUUGCGAUUGCGGGGCAUCAAAGAGUUAAGUGACCUGGAAAAUGAACUCCAAGAAGCUUCUAAAGAUUUGAAAAAACUGACCGACGAUCUGACGCAGCUAGAAUUUACACUCAAUGAAACGAAACUGCGGUAUGAAAAUUUGGGUAAGCGGGAAAAAUUACUCGAGUGCAAAUUCCGAGGGGAGUUUCCCGAUUUGAAGCAACCGAUGGUCGAACAUUUGUUGCGGCACUACAAGAAACGGCCUCGAAACGGCCAAUUGCUUUGCACUUCGAUAACAUAUUUGACGGAAUUGUCAAAAUGUAUUUUGACUGGAGAUCAAUCCGAAAUUUUACCGCGUAAUUGUUUCGAUUAUUUUAAAGGCAUUAACAGUCUCGAUAUUAUGCCGACUAAUUUGCCCAGUCAAAUUGAUAGCAACCAUUGGUUUAUACUUUGCAAAUUGCGGAGGACUAAAGUAGAAAUUGAAAUUAGGCUCAAAAGUUGCGCAGUCGAACUGGCAGAAGCCGAACAAACGCUGAGUAACCACCAGAAAAUAAUGGCGGGAACACAAAACCGCGUGCAGAUGUUGAGAGAUAUGAUGGAGAGUGUGAGGAAAAAAAAUGAAGACGUUAUGAGGGACAUGGAGGUACAAUUGGUCCUGCGAAUGGGACAAAUAGAGACCAAUUUAUGUGGGCAUCCGAGGGAAUUUAAAAACACGGUGCUCGUUUCAUUUGAUGAGGUACUUAAAGUUAAUGCGGCGAUCGUUGAGGCUGGUCGAAAAAAAAUAGCAGCCAUGAACCAAACUAUUAUUUUUCGUAAAACUAUUAAUUGGAGGGAGUGGUGUCACAGUUGCUUGAAGAUGACGCAUCGUGAGAUGGAGGAAGAGCUUAAAGUCCUUCAGGAUGUUAAGGUCACGAAAGAAAUACAAAAGUAUCUGAUGGGUAAUUUGCAUAUUCUUGGGUCAGAGAAGGACAUGGAUACUUGGGAGAGAAGCGUCACGUCUACCAAGAAGCAUUUCACCAGAAUAAUAUCGGAUGAAAAAACAAAGCUGAUCGAAAUUUCGCGCAAACUAAACGACUGGCAGAAGCUUAACGAUUCUGUCACCGAUCAGAUCGACAAAUUAAAAUCAACCGGUUGUAAACUAGCAAUCAGCUGCAACGAAGAGACCCGAGUCAAAGACACAAAGUAUCGACGGGUCAGAUUGAAAGCGAUUAUGAAAAAAAACCGCUUGGUUUCGAAAAUAAAAAAUAAUUAUGAUGAAUUAUUGAUACUGAGAUCUCAACUAGAAUUACUUCGAUUAAAGACUUAUCCAACAUUAAAGUUGAGGAAAAAGUAGUUACUAGUUGUUUACAAUCUAUUAGUGAUAAA
Messenger RNA from Microplitis mediator, 4742 nucleotides. RefSeq names its product cilia- and flagella-associated protein 43-like. Gene Ontology annotation, molecular function: protein binding. The transcript is spliced from 17 exons. Gene Ontology annotation, cellular component: axoneme. NCBI's taxonomy places the organism in Eukaryota, Metazoa, Arthropoda, Insecta, Hymenoptera, Braconidae. Gene Ontology annotation, biological process: cilium assembly. Bases 1 to 4710 code for a protein of 1569 amino acids. The record is from RefSeq and is a predicted model, not a curated record.